CAGUUAAUCGAAUGAAACAUAUUUUUAGCUGUCAUAUUUUAUGUAAUACUUUGUUUUGAACCUAUUUUCUGAUCAAGUAGAACAUAUUUUUUAAACGAUUAUAAGGAGCAAUUUAAAAUGAGUGCAAUAACUAGUGAAUAUCUAAGGAAUGAAUCAAUCGCAUCUCAGCCAUGGCCACCGAAAGCAUUCCUGUACCAACCGUACGAGGAGGGGCAAAUUCUCUUGGCUGAGAAUGCCAGCUGUUUGGCCGUCCGGACAUAUCUUACCAUGUUAAAGCUAGCGUUUGAGGUAAAGCUACAAGCUAACGCCGAAUUCAUGUCACCCGGCGGUAAGCGAACUAAACUGCCGGUUCUACGAGUGGAAAACUACACCUACGCCGAAUUUGAACAUAUUCUAAACUUUGUCGAACUGAAGGGUUUUUCGCUGACAAAAAAUCUGACUCAGGAUGAAAAAGACGACAUGCGAGCUUAUCUUUGUUUGGUGGAGGAAAUUUUCACCAAUGCAGAGCAAUACAUCAGCUGGGUUGAUCCGGAAGUGCUAACGAAGGUGACUAGAGUGCGCCACGGAUGCGUCUACCCUUUCCCUCUUAAUCACAUUCAGAACUGGCGCAAACAAUGGGCCGUUCGCCGUCAGCUGGGUAUUGCUGAAUUUCUUAACCUGUCGCUUGAAGAAGUAGUCUACAAGGUGGACAAACUGUGUCACACUCUUAGUAUGCGGCUGGAUAAUCAGACCUAUUUCUACGGUGAUAACCCGACCGAAUUGGAUGCCCUGGUAUUCGGUCAUCUGUUUAGCAUUUUUACGCUUAGACUGCCAAACGAUGUGCUGGCUGUAACGAUUAACAAGUAUAGAAACCUGACGCAGUUUUGUGAAAAUAUUGAAGCUAAGUUUUAUAAAAAGGAGAAAGUUUCCGUAAAACAAGUUUAGGCGGUCCUGAUGAAAUUUUUCGGAAUAGCUAUUAAAAUCUCUUUUGUUAACAUGACA
This is a messenger RNA of Topomyia yanbarensis, 981 nucleotides long. Its product is annotated as metaxin-2-like. NCBI's taxonomy places the organism in Eukaryota, Metazoa, Arthropoda, Insecta, Diptera, Culicidae. Gene Ontology annotation, biological process: mitochondrion organization. The transcript is spliced from 4 exons. The coding region runs from base 118 to 924 and encodes 268 amino acids. Gene Ontology annotation, cellular component: SAM complex. The record is from RefSeq and is a predicted model, not a curated record.